UCAGCACUGAUUUGUGGAGAGACAAUUACGAGCAGUCCAUACAUCCAAUGAGAGGCCCAAAAUUCUGGAUGACAUCAACGUAUCGUUUGGUAACAGCACCACCAGAGCCUAUACAACUUGGGAAGAAAAAGAAAAAUAGAAAGAAGAAGUAUCAAAGGAUUAAAGGAAAACACGAGUCACCAAAGAAGAAAACAAUAAAAGAAACACUUGGAAGAAAGGGACGUAUUAUACGUUGUUCGUCUUGCCGUGAAACUGGCCAUAAUGCAGCUGGGUGUAUGAAAUAUCCAAGAGAAAAGAAAAAGAGACAAAGAACUACUGAGGUCGGGUCAUCAUCGUCUCAAGUACCAGAUAUAGUAUCUCUCACGCAACCAUCACAAACAAGCUCCGACAUGGUGGUUCAUGAGUGAAUUUAAUAAGUACUAUGAACGUGUUCCUUUAGUUUAGUUUUGCAUGAAUGACAUUAUUUGGAGUUAAUUUU
Capsella rubella is the source of this 478-nucleotide messenger RNA. RefSeq lists its product as uncharacterized. The record is from RefSeq and is a predicted model, not a curated record. Bases 48 to 407 code for a protein of 119 amino acids. The transcript has 2 exons. NCBI's taxonomy places the organism in Eukaryota, Viridiplantae, Streptophyta, Magnoliopsida, Brassicales, Brassicaceae.